UAUUUUAUUUAUAAGCUACACAGCACCAAUCAUGUAACGGUGUAGUACUACCACAGUAGAUCGUAGCUCCAGCUCUACAGCUCGGCAUUGCGAUGAGAGGCUCCUCUCAAGGGGCUAUCCACAACCCUAUUGACUAUUGACGUCAUCUCGCCACCGGAGAAGUGAUCUCUUACUAAGACUUGGUGAAAGGACAAAAUUUCUCUCGAUACAUAAAGGGAGAAGAGGAGAAACUGAAUAAUACACUUAUAACUAGUAUAAACCAGAGGGGAGCUAGCAGAGCUGUGACUGGCACAGGACAGGAAUGGUGGAUCACUUGCCGAUAGGCGAGGAGACCUUCAUGUAUUACGCCAACUCUCCGGCAGACCAUCACGCAUCGGACAUGGUGACAGACACGGGUGUCUACCAGGCGCUGUCCUCCCCGUUCUCAGAGGACGACCUGAGUGACUCGUCCAGCGCUCGCUCCUGCUCCAGCCCUGAGUCCCAGGUGCUGGGUUCCAGCUAUGGCAGCAGCAGCAGCAGUGGAGAGAGCCAGGACGGUCUCCUGGACUUCCUGCUCUCCCAGGCCACACUGAGACGUGGAGUUACUCCCUCUCUAUCCCCCUCAGUACCACCCAUCCUCCCCAUGGGUCUAGCAUGGGAGUCAAAGAGGGACCGCCUGUCUCCGACAACCAAAGAGGAGUGCUUUGAGUUUCCUGAGUUCCCAGCGGACCUGGAUGAUCACAUAGGGCUGCUGUUUCAGCCCACCCUGGAGGAGAUAGAGGAGUUCCUGGAGGAGAAUAUGGAGGUGGUGGCGUUGAAGAAUGAGGCUUGCGAGGGUGGGAUGUUGGAUGUUAACAGUCAGGUGACAGGGUCAGUGCCUGGGCUAGCGCACUCAGACCAAACAGUACCUGUUGCCGGUGCUACUGACCUCACCACAGAGACCAAACACACACCAACAUCCCCGAUAACAGACUCCAACGUUUGUAGUGGGAUUAAACAGGAAGACAGUGCUGGGACACCAGCAUCAGUAGAGGGGUCCGGUGUGUCGCCUGUCAUCCUGCAGAUUCAACCAAUCCAGAUUAAGCAAGAGCCAAUCCCAGGUGCGAUACCAACACCAGUAUCACAGCAGCCCACCCAGCCCACCUCAGACAUCAAAAUUGCCCAGCUCCUGGUCAACAUCCAGGGCCAGACUUUUGCCCUGGUGCCCCAGCUGAUGUCCCCAGCUAAUCUCAAUGGCACAUCUUCCAAAUUUGUGCGCAUCGCACCCGUACCCAUAGCCGCCAAGCCCCUGGGUCCCGGGGAGGGUGGGCUUGCAGGUGGCCAGGCUGCAGGGAUCCUGGUGGGAGGACAGAAGUUCCAGAAGAGCUCGGUAGCGGACCUUAUAAAAAUGCAUAAGUGUACUUUCCCUGGAUGUGCCAAGAUGUACACUAAGAGCAGCCACCUGAAGGCCCACCUGAGAAGGCACACGGGGGAGAAGCCCUUUGCCUGCACCUGGCCUGGCUGUGGAUGGAGGUUCUCAAGGUCAGACGAACUCUCCAGACACCGGCGCUCCCAUUCUGGAGUGAAGCCUUACCAGUGUCCUGUCUGCGAGAAGAAGUUUGCCCGCAGCGAUCACCUGUCCAAACACAUCAAAGUCCACCGCUUUCCACGAAGCAACAGGACUGUGCACUCUGCAAACUGACCCUGUUGAUCCCCCCCCACCCCCCAUCCUGCUAGACUGAGGCCUCGCCAGGGGACACACAGAGAGACAAGGAUAGGAUAUUUGUGUGAGAGAGAGAGUUGGAGGAAUGAAUGUGGGAGAGGGCAUGUAGCAGAGGGGACAGUGGGACUGAACAUUCAAACAACGGUGAAGAGAGAGAGUGUUUGAAUGUUUUGUUUGUGUAUGUGUGUGUUUGUGCAAGAUUGUGUGACGCACAUUGGUGGUCCUGUGAUAAUUUAUUGGGUGAUACAAAACAAAAACUCUUACUUGACAUGACAUCUUCACAGGUGUAUUACGUCUUGUAAAUAGUUUUUCUUUCAUUCUGGGGGUUUUGUCGUCAUUCACAUUUUAAAGAUAAGAUUUGAGAAUCGAACAAAAGUUUUGUUAUGCAAAGUAUUUUUACACUGAGGUUUGAAUGAAUUGUUGUUGAUGUACCUGCCUAUAAUUAAUGCAUCAACAUUCCUUCUUCUCAUCGCCUACGGGGGUUUUAAACUUUUACAACGUAGUUCUUUUAAAACCAAAACAUUUAUAUUAAUACUCAAACGUUCAUGUUGAACUACUGAUCAUUAUCAGGAUCAUGCCAUUAUAAGCUACUGGCAAAAUGUGGAGGCUGUCUCCUAUUUUCAUUACAGGAGCACUAUGAUGACUCGUGCUAGGUAAAAGGCAUGUGGAUCAGUUAACAGCAAACAGUGAACAGCCAACUGCCGUACAACGAGGUGCAACAAAAAGGAAAUAUGCACAUUGUUUUAUGGUGCGUUGUUUAUAUGUGAACCGACUGGCCUUUAGAUCAGUACUGAAUAAUUGUAUGUUUUCUUUUUGUAUAUUUGUAUACGUUAGCUGGAGGAGAUGCUAUUUUUUAUUUAGUUGAAUGUGUGUUAUGUCCGUGACUCUUGAAGCUCAUGCUAUUUGAAUAUCUUAAUGUCAUCCACGUGUCUGGCCUUGUAACAAUGCAGUGCCUUCGGAAAGUAUUCAGACACCCUGAUCUUUUUCCACAUUUUGUUACAUUACAGCCUUAUUCUAAAAUUGAUUAAAUAAAAAUAAAUCCUCAGAAAUCUACACACACACAAUAC
Oncorhynchus mykiss (rainbow trout) is the source of this 2748-nucleotide messenger RNA. RefSeq names its product Kruppel-like factor 15 (gene klf15). The record is from RefSeq and is a predicted model, not a curated record. Gene Ontology annotation, molecular function: RNA polymerase II cis-regulatory region sequence-specific DNA binding; DNA-binding transcription factor activity, RNA polymerase II-specific. NCBI's taxonomy places the organism in Eukaryota, Metazoa, Chordata, Actinopteri, Salmoniformes, Salmonidae. Gene Ontology annotation, biological process: regulation of transcription by RNA polymerase II.